Molecule: messenger RNA, 1983 nt
Organism: Scophthalmus maximus (turbot)
Lineage: Eukaryota; Metazoa; Chordata; Actinopteri; Pleuronectiformes; Scophthalmidae
Gene: rdh8a
Product: retinol dehydrogenase 8a
Exons: 6
Coding region: 314-1267 (317 amino acids)
Biological process (GO): estrogen biosynthetic process
Cellular component (GO): cytoplasm
Molecular function (GO): estradiol 17-beta-dehydrogenase [NAD(P)+] activity
Source: RefSeq, a predicted model, not a curated record
CCCCACAACAACGCGCACGUGCGCGCACGCACGGCCGCGCGCUACAAAAGAGUUGACUUGGUUUCCAGGGGCAGGCGACUCCAAUCAAGUGUACACGUCGUUGUCUGCGGAUGGGGGGUUUUGCGGUGCCACGUCUGUGCUCGUCUGCUGAUUCCAUCGGAACAUGUGACUGAAUAAGGCGCUCACAUGGCCGCAUGAUCCGCUUUACGCUUUUUCAAAGGUCCGGCGAUCGGUGGCUCCCUCUCUCCCUCCCCGACGGCGACCAUACGGAGCAGAGGACCGCUGGAGCACGCAGCGCCCACUCGGACACAUCAUGGCGAACAGCGGGCAGAGAGUUGUGCUGAUCACCGGCUGCUCCUCUGGCAUCGGGUUGCGAAUCGCCGUCACGCUGGCCAAUGAUGAGAAGAAGCGGUACCAUGUUAUUGCCACCAUGCGGGACCUGAAGAAGAAGGACAAGCUGGUGGAGGCCGCAGGAGAUGCAUAUGGCAAGACCUUGAUGCUGCUUCCGCUAGACGUGUGCAGUGACGAGUCGGUCAAGCAGUGCAUCAACAAUGUUAAGGACCGCCAUAUUGAUAUCCUUAUCAACAAUGCAGGCGUGGGCUUGCUCGGACCUGUGGAAAGCAUCAGCAUCGACGAGAUGAAGAGAGUGUUCGAGACCAACUUCUUCGGCGUGGUCCGCAUGAUCAAAGAAGUGAUGCCAGACAUGAAGAAGAGGCGUUCAGGGCACAUCGUAGUCAUGAGCAGUGUCAUGGGUCUGCAAGGAGUGGUGUUCAAUGAUGUUUACACUGCCUCUAAGUUUGCCAUGGAAGGAUUCUGCGAGAGUAUGGCCGUGCAACUCAUGAAGUUCAAUAUCCGGUUGUCCAUGAUCGAGCCUGGCCCAGUGCACACUGAGUUUGAGACAAAGAUGAUGGAGGAUGUGGCUAAGAUGGAGUAUCCAGGAGUAGAUGCAGACACAGUUCGUUAUUUUAAAGAUGUUUACCUGCCCUCAUCCAUAGAUAUUUUUGAAGCCAUGGGCCAGACACCAGAGGACAUAGCCAAAUGCACUAAGAAGGUUAUUGAGUCGAGCAGCCCUCGCUUUAGGAAUCUGACCAACAACCUCUACACACCCAUUGUGGCCUUAAAGUAUGCAGAUGAGACUGGCGGCCUGUCUGUCAACACCUUCUACAACCUACUCUUCAAUUUCGGCCCUCUGAUGCACAUAACCAUGAGCAUCCUCAAGUGCCUGACGUGCAGCUGCCUGCGUAGACGCACUAUCUCACCUAACUGAGGAGGGUGUCCCGUCUUGCCCUUAACCCUCCCAGUUUGUUGACCCCAACCACUUCCUCUGUGCCUUUUCCUGAGGUUUUGGGCUAAGCAGGUAGACUAGAACCAGUAACCUGGAGAGAAGAGGUGCCUUCUAGUUCAAAGACACCACCAUGAUAAGCUUUGCAAGAUGUCAUGCACUAUAGCACAAGUUUUUUUCAGAGAGAUGUGCAGAAUGAACUCAUGUACUCUCACAGAAACAUGCAUACACAGAAACAUCACAUACUUUAGAUUAUUGUACAUGCAUUUCACAAAGAGAGAGAGACGGCUAUAGAUAGAUGGAUAUAGAUGUCUAUUUCGUUUGAAAGAGAACACUCAUACAGAACAUGACGUACAAGUCCAAUGGACAGACAACAAAGGACAAAAAAAUGAACUUGGUUGCUGAGAGAAACAAUAAAAAUGAUAGAGAAACGAUAAUGCUAUAACUGGUAGCCUAGAUAACUUCACACUCAGGCUCACUCGAGUUAUAACAUGUAUGACAGAGUCAGAGAGAUUAUACCUGCUUUUAUUGUGUUUGUGCCCUUAAUUUCAUGUUUGUAUUGAAUAGUGUUCUCAUGGUCAUAACUGCUGUUGAAUCAUAUUUUUAAACUUGUUUUGAUAAACUGUAUGAUUUUUUGUUUUUGUGUCAGAUAUUUUUAAUCUUGUAAUUUGAUUUAGAAAUAAACAGAAUUCUGAUUUACA